UAGUGCUCCAGCUUUCCGACUCCUGAAGAGACACGGGCGCCUGUGAUCCGUCAACCACCCGAGCAUCUCCAGCAUCCAAACGCAGUUUCUAACCAGAACAGUCAUCUGACUCAUCGUUUAAGUGGUAUACAAUACCAGAAAGCUUCUUUCCCGUCACAUCGACUGAUAUUGCAAAACUUUAAAUGCUCUUCUUAUGGCUGUCUGAAAGCUUCUUAUAACUGCUAACUGAAGCUUAUAUGAAACAUUUCUGUCUGACAUCUCUCGGAGUCGUCUCUCUUUAAAAAAAUCUCGGGGAUUGUGAGACUUCUAUGUCGGCGAUGUUGUUUUCCAUCUUAAUCGAUACCUGAGACCAGGGGUCAAGAGUUAAGAAUUUGUAGCCUAUUUGGUGUGGAUCGUUUGAAGAUAAUUAAAACAGAUCAAACUUUUAUCACAUAUGACACGGAUUAUUAAAGAUGAGACGCUUAUUUUGACGAUCACAGUGGGAUAAAGUACAGCGCAUCAUCACCGCACCUUCAGGAUGUUCCGGCGAGGCUGUGGUCUGGAGUUUCUCCUGGUGCUGUGUGGUUUAGAGUUGACCCAGGCGUGUCCCCGUGACUGCAUCUGCUACGACUCUCCCAGCACAGUGAGCUGCCAGGCUCACAACUUCCUGGUGGUUCCAGAGGAAAUCCCAGCCCAGAGCGAGCGCGUCUUUCUGCAAAACAACAAGAUCCAGCGACUACUGCAGGGUCAUUUCAGCCCCACCACCGUCAUGCUUUGGCUCUACUCCAACAAUAUCUCAUACAUACAGCCCUCCACAUUCAUGGGCUUCACCCGCCUGGAGGAGCUCGAUCUGGGGGACAACAAACACCUCCGCUCUCUGGCAUCUGACACUUUUCAGGGACUGACCCGACUCCAUGCUCUGCACCUCUACCACUGUGGCCUAAUCACUCUGCCUGCUGGCUUAUUUGAGGGGCUGCACAACCUGCAGUACCUCUAUUUACAGAACAACCAGCUGGAGUUUCUUGAGGAUGACAUGUUCAUUGAUCUUCUGAAUCUGAGCCAUUUAUUUCUGCAUGGAAAUCGGCUGUGGAGCCUCCACCAGAACACUUUCCGUGGCCUGGGGGCCCUUGAUCGCUUGCUGCUCCAUCAAAACCGGCUCCAGUGGGUUCACAAACAGGCUUUCCAUGACCUGCGCCGCCUGACGACUCUCUACCUGUUUAACAACUCUUUACCUGAACUUCCGGCCGAAAGCUUGGCUCAGCUGCCAGCGCUGGAGUACCUGCGGCUCAACGACAACCCUUGGGAGUGCGACUGCAAGGCUGUGCCGCUCUGGGAUUGGCUGCGGCGCUUCCGUGGCUCCACCUCCUCAUUAAUAUGCAUGGCUCCACCGGAGCUGACGGGAAAGGACCUGAAACGGUUGACAAAAGAAGAGCUGCCCUCCUGUACAGGCUCGGAGUCACUCCACCAGAGCAAAUCCAGCCAGGGGGACGUGGGGGUGUCACUGAAGAAAGAUCAUCAUCAUCGAUCGCGCAAUCAUCAUCAUCAUCCUCACCUGCCACAUCAGGAUCAAUACUACCCCACCUCCCCGUCAUCACUUCCUCGAACGCCCAAGUCGGGACGCAACAGGAACUGCACAAGGCAUCGAAGCCGCAAGGGCAAUGCUCAGAACGAGGUGUAUAACCUAAAGGAGUUAGCCAACAAGGAAUCGGACGACAAUUAUGACCCAUCAAAACCAAGACGAAAGAACAAAUGCAUCCCACAGACUUCGGUGGGUCCACCUAGUGGCGUGCAAAGAGUGAACAGCAGGGCGGCGUCUCUCUUGGCACCUUGUUUCAUCAUCCCUCUUUGCUUAUUGGUGUGUCUCACUGCCUUUAUUUUCCGCUGAGCCUUGUGGAAGCAUCUACUAAUGGUUUUACCGAACAAACUCAGCCCUCUGUCUACUCUGGCUCCUACACUUCUGUGUGAAUGUGUGUGUGUGUGUGUGUGUGUGUGUGUGUGUGUGUGUGUGUGUGUGUGUGUGUGUGUGUGUGUGUGUGUGUGUGUCUACUCUGGCUCCUACACUUCUGUGUGAAUGUGUGUGUGUGUGUGUGUGUGUGUGUGUGUGUGUGUGUGUACGUUUGUGUGUACAUGUGAGCCCCUUUCAAAGGACAGAGGACUUGUGCGAAGUUGCAGGCCUGGAAUUUAAACCAAACCAGAGAUGGAAAGAAACUCUGGGAUUUGUGGGAGAGAGACAUGACACUAAAUGGACUACUCCUCAAUCAUCACCAUUUCCUGUUGCUCCAGGGCAUAUUCAAUAACAAAAAAUAAAUAAAUACAUUUGUUAACUACAUUAAAUUGUACAACACACCACUGCAGAAUAAUUAGGAGCUCAUUGUGGUCAAGCUCAUCACCAUUAAAACCACUGAAUCCCUGUCCCGACCUUUGACCUGCACACAGGCUGUGGCCUAGGGUGGCGGAAGAGUGUGAAAGAAAUACAUAAACCAAGCAUUUACACAAAUGUACACAGGGGCUGCUUCGCUAACCCGUUAGCAUCUCAGCGGUUUCUAUGGGAGGUUUGUUGUUAACACCUUUAGCACCUGACAACAGAAAAAUGAAAGCCAAGCACACAAGAGACCAAUUGGAUUGGUUCCGAGACUUCUUUUUUUUUUUUUUUUUUUUUUUUUUUACAUAUAAGAAAUAUAAUUGCAGUUGCAAUAUUCACACAUUAAAGCUGGUUCACACAGCCCCAACAAAUGCUAACAGGGUUGAUCCAACAAAACCAGAAGAGCUCAAAUUCUACUGUUCUAAAGCUGCUAUGCUGGCGAUGUCAGUAAAGAGAAAGUAGAUGAAGGAUUAUGGGAUGGCUUUGGGUUUGUGUGUGUUGUUAUUCGUUGAUUGUGUCCUUAAGAUAGUAUUUUGCAUAAAAACCGGAAGACAAAAGUUAUUAAGACAUGAAAAGGUCAAGUGGAGCUCAUGCAAAAAGCAUCAUGCAUUAUCUGUUGCUCAGCUGCAAUAAUGUGCUAACCUAGAAGGGAAACAACACCAACACUACAUUCAUAUCUGCAAAUGGCACAGUUUGGGAAAAUGAAACAGCAAAUUUCACAAAGGGAGAAAUACAGCUGUUCAGUCACAGAGGUCAAGUCUAACCUGGAAGGGUAAUUUGCCAUAGGUUCCCUCAGGAAGUUUUUAACAGUUUUUUAGCGAUUAUUGAUUUAAACCAUUACGGAGAAAGAAAAGCAUCUCAAACAGUUAGAUAUUCUUGACAUUAUAAAUAGCACUAAUGAAGUAAAGUGCAAACACUGUGCAUCUGUAUAUAUUGUACAUUUUUUAAACUACACAUCUGUCAUUAUUAUUCAAAAGAAUUAUAUAUGCGGUUUGUAUGUGGUAACAGUAGUUUAGUUGAUUACAGUUUACAGAAAUGAAAUGUUAUAGUUUCACAUUAUAUCUAACAGACGGAAUUUAUUAGACCAUUUAUUUCCAAACUGGGGUUUGGGGACUAGGGGACCACGACUGAGUAUGCAAUCAAAAGUUCUGAGAAGAAAAUUUAGAGAAAAAGUAAAGUAAAUAAAAAAAUAAGAUAAUGAAUAAAUAAACACGCUAUAAUGUGUAGUAAAUACUGUAUGUUAAGGGGAUGGUUCACCAAAAAUGAACAGAAAAUAAAUGCAUACAAGUUUGAAAUGACAUGAGGAGGACUAAACUUUAUUAAAGUACCAAAUAAUAACAUUAAAAGACUUGUUCUAUGAACAUAAUUUACAUAGUCACACCCACAUCAAUGAUUGUUUUAUCAAUACCUUGUAAAUAAGCUGAUAAAUAAGGACUGCAACUACAAGUAUGUGAGUUUAGAUGCUCAACAGGUCAAACAACCUCUGUAGGCCUUAUGUAGCCACUGGUUAGCAGUUUUAAAAAUAUAUAUAUAAAAAGUUAUAGAACAAAAUGUGAACACAGGCCUUAUUUUACCUAUAAAUCAGAAACUACUUUCUAAAAACCCAUUAGAAACUCCAGAGGGAACCCAUUGUCCAAAAAUGCCAAUUCUCGUCCAGGUUUUUGUGAAACGGUCCAUAUAAAAAGUCAACACAAGUUCUGAGGUAAUAAUCCUUGCAAGCCAUAAAAAAAAUAAAAAAAUAAAACUUGUCUGUCACUUUCUGUCUCUGACCCCUGCUGCUGUGGAGCCAUCAAACAUAUGUCUGUAUUGGGAUCCUAAAGCUGAGUUAUAUUGUCAAUGGAAAAAGUCACAGAGCCCCCUUCUGGACAGGUGGGGUAAUAGCACUUCCACCAACUCUACCUUGUCCUUCCUCAAAGACUCUCUACCUUUAUUCAAAAGUGAACUGAGAAUAUUAUGACAUGUCCAAUGUGAACAUUUAUUUUGUUUGAGAAUAUAUGUCACUUAUUGACAAAAGACUAUGUGUAUGACAUUGUUGAGGGAAGGAGGAAGUUAUUUUGUAUUCAUGUACUUUUUCUUUGUACACUGUCGUCAAAUUGCAAUUUUAAACAUACAAGUGCACCAUACUAACAACCUUCCUCGUAUUCCUUGGUCUGUCCUUCAUCUUUCUUCCUCCCUUUUUCAUAACUCAAACUUUCUGUCUGUUAUGAAAUACCACCAGACUCAAAAGCUGUUUCUAAAGAACAUUAAAGAUGCUGAUGGUU
Cyprinus carpio (common carp) is the source of this 4602-nucleotide messenger RNA. RefSeq names its product reticulon-4 receptor-like 1. Gene Ontology annotation, cellular component: plasma membrane. Lineage: Eukaryota; Metazoa; Chordata; Actinopteri; Cypriniformes; Cyprinidae. The record is from RefSeq and is a predicted model, not a curated record. Gene Ontology annotation, molecular function: protein binding.